AGACAAUAUUCGUUCACAGAGGAUGCAAGAACGUAUCGUAAUUCCAUUAUGUAGGCCUAUACGUGUCGAGUUAUACAGUUUCAAAAAUGAAUUAACUUCUGCUUAAAUUUUCCGUGGAUCUUGACGCCCAUUGAUCUGCAUUGCAAGAUCGUUUAUUUUGUGCUUAAAUUCCCAAAAUGUCAGCCAAAGAGAUGAGGUGACCUAGGAAAGAUCCUCCCCACCAUAGAGACUGUACCCCCAGCUCUCCACACCGCUAUCCUGUCGGGGUGUCUUCUCACCCCUGACUCUAUACCCCUCGCCAAGUUCCUGUGUAAUAUCCGGCAGGUAUACCUGUCAAAAUGUCUCCUUCUACGAAAUCGGAUGUGCCUUCUGAGAAUAGCCUGAAAGAACCAUCGCUCGAGGACGCCAUCGAGAGGUUUCGUAGCCAGGACGCGGCGAACUACUUUACCCGAUUCCCGGAUGCGCGUCAGAAAUUCUUCAGCGAUGAGAGUAACCGUGGCGAGGCCGCCGUGCUCGUACCGCUCAUCUACGAUCAAGACCAGUGGAGGAUGAUGAUGACAGUUAGAGCGAAACAUUUGAGGAGCCAAGCUGGGUAUGUAGCCUUUCCUGGGGGCAAGUUUGAUGAUCAGGAUGUUGAUCUCCGUACCACUGCUUUGAGAGAAGCGCAUGAAGAAAUCGGACUACCACCCAACCAGGUUCAAGUCAUCUCACAACUGCCACCAUUGGUGGCCCCUAACCGUCACUUCGUCACCCCGUAUGUUGGUCUCAUCCCACCGACGUUCGUACCGACGCCCGAUGCCUCCGAGGUCGCCGAGACGUUCACCGCGCCAGCACGAAAUUUCACCCAAAGUCGACAUCAUUCCUGCCGAUGGAUCGAGUUCAGGAAUCGGCCUUUUCUCCUCCACGCCUUCGACAUCCCCGGCCUCGCCGGACGUCACCCUUUCAUGGGUAUGUCGGCCAAGUUGGCUAUCGUCACCGCGGCCGUUCUCUAUAACCGCAAACCUUCCUUCGAGGUCGACCCCGCCUUUGACAUCUCCGAUAUAAGCAGAGGGAUGUAUGAUAUCUAUUUUGGGAAAGGAUAACAUUUAUUAUGUCCCAAAUCAAUACCAUGCAUCAAGAUUACAAUAAGAAGGGACCGCGCCCUGUUGUGAUUCAAGUAGUGAAAAUGUAUGCAUAUUUUGUUUGCAAUGACACUUAUUUCAAAAGACCAUCCCCCAAAUCUUCUUCAUGGUUUUUUUUUGCUGAAACGAUUUCCGUGACAUGUGAUCAUGAGCGUUUUAUUAAACUUUAUGCUAAAAGACCACAUGAUGGCUAUCUUGGCAACAUCACGACAAUCAUGAUUUAAAAGUCAUGAGGUAUAUGCAAAACACGUGAUGUUACAAUUUUUUUUAUCAACCAUGCAGUCCGAAUUUGGUUUGGCAAAAAAAAAGAAGCAAAAGUUCUAGUUGAUAUUUCCCCAUUCCACAAAGUCGUGUCCACCAAACGAUCUCAGGAUUAAUGUUCAUGCAUUAUAUUUGGUCCAGAAGCAUUGGCCGUGGAACAAGAUUGAAAGUGGGGAGGGGUGGGGCCGAACAUGAUUAUGAUGGUCAUUCUUACUUUUAUGUACUCGUGUUCUGAAUAAAGUAUGGAGGAUGCUGAAACCCCAGCCCCCGACCCCACCGCCCCUGAGAAAAGUGUAUUAUGAAUAAUACGUGUACAAUAUAGUUUUACUUCACUCUUGAUUGUCUAUUAAUAUCUCGGUCACAAAUCAUUGCAAAUUGAAAAGGCUUUCGGAAGAAUUAUAUUAAGUCAAAACAAAACAUUUCCGAUUGAUAAGGUAAAUUUAAUGGGUUUUUUUUAUUGAUCAUUUUAUUAGGACGGAGCACACCAACGAGCAUUUGCUUUUUCAGGGUCUGCAUAUCUUUUUUGACUGGUAUUAUCCAACCUCCUUGCUAUAAUUAAGCCUGUAAACAAUGUUUUCCAUCUAAAUCAGUUCAAAAUAAAAUGUAGUAAAUGUACACCUGCAAUCAAAAUCGCAGUAGACAUGAUUCAGAUUCGGAUGUAUUCGCUAACGUGGAUUGUCAAAAUUAAGGAUUCCAAUAAUAAUUAUACAUAUUAUUUUUUUGGUUAGAAAUGGUUUUCCACAGUUUUGCUUAUGAAUGUUAUUAUUUGAUCGUUUCAUUAUUGUACUCUGUGUUUUAUUCAAGAGAUUUAAAAUAAAUUGUAAUUGACAUUCGAUUGAAAAAUAGUUUGUUCACCCCAUUCCUCUUUGUCUACCUCUUUAUAUAGCGUAAUUAAGAAUGUUUGCAGAAAGUGCAAUGAAACUGGAUGCAACGUCAUGUAGCUAAGCUCGUGUUUCACCGUGGUUUAGUUUUAUCCCCCUUGACAAAAAUGUUGGUUCAUUCUACCUUUCAACCUAUGAUUUACGAUGAGUGUUUUUGCGGGGGGGGGGUAAACUAUUAUCCCAGAUGAAUGAAUUUUAUUGAUUAAAAAAUGUUUAUUUCUCUAACAUAAUGUCUGUUGAGGAGUGUGAGGGCGUUAAUCGACAAAGUUGAAUGUUAUUUUGUGUUCUUUAUUGUGUUAUUUUGAGUUCUUUAUUGUGCUAUUUAUUUGAAUAUGAUUAUUUUCAUAUAUUUGCAUUUGAAUUGGACUUUUUGGUUGCAAUAAAUUGUAUGAUAUUA
Lytechinus pictus (painted urchin) is the source of this 2660-nucleotide messenger RNA. RefSeq lists its product as uncharacterized. Gene Ontology annotation, molecular function: coenzyme A diphosphatase activity. Gene Ontology annotation, biological process: coenzyme A catabolic process. The record is from RefSeq and is a predicted model, not a curated record. The transcript is spliced from 5 exons. NCBI's taxonomy places the organism in Eukaryota, Metazoa, Echinodermata, Echinoidea, Temnopleuroida, Toxopneustidae. Bases 339 to 1082 code for a protein of 247 amino acids.